Messenger RNA from Epithele typhae, 867 nucleotides. Its product is annotated as heterokaryon incompatibility protein-domain-containing protein. The transcript is spliced from 3 exons. The record is from RefSeq and is a predicted model, not a curated record. Bases 1 to 867 code for a protein of 288 amino acids. NCBI's taxonomy places the organism in Eukaryota, Fungi, Basidiomycota, Agaricomycetes, Polyporales, Epitheliaceae.
AUGCGCCUGCUUCACACACAAACCGGUCAACUGUGUUCUUUCGAUGGUCCUUCUAUUCCUCCAUACGCCAUCCUCUCCCACGUGUGGUCUAGGCCAGGCGAUCCCGGCCACGUGUCUGAGCAAUCCUAUCAAGACAUCAUCCAGGCCUCGUGCGCCAUAACCAAUCGCCACGGAUACGAGUACCUCUGGAUCGACACGUGCUGUAUCAACAAAUCCAGCAGUGCCGAGCUCUCCGAGUCUAUCAACUCCAUGUUCACGUGGUACGCCCGGUCCCGCCUGUGCUACGCCUAUCUCGCCGACGUCGACGACAACGAUCGCCCGGAUCUCCCUCAGUCUCAGUUUCGCCGCAGUCGAUGGUUCACGCGCGCGUGGACAUUGCAAGAGCUCAUCGCUCCCUCCAACGUCGUCUUCCUCUCGAAGAACUGGAAUGUCAUCGGAUCAAAGUCAAGCCUCGCACACACGAUCAAGGAUAUCACCAACAUCGACGUCGACGUCCUCACUGGGCGCCGGACGCUCCGCGAGGUCUGUGUUGCGCAGCGGAUGUCGUGGGCAUCGCGUCGAGAGGCGAGCAAGGUGGAGGACGAAGCUUACAGUCUGCUCGGGAUCUUCGGACGAAACUCCUUCUCGCGGCUACAAGAGGCGAUCCUCAAACACAUCCCCGAUCAGAGCCUCUUCGCGUGGGGUCCACGCCAUCAUCUCAGGUCCCUCACCGGCGACACCUCGUCCCAGAUCUCCAGAUCUGAGAGCGGCACGCAUGAGUCCUGCCUCUUUGCCACGUCUCCCCGCGACUUCUCCGCCUCCUUCGAUCUGUGCAUCAUCCUCCCAAAGUCUUCUCCUGUCGGUUGGAAUCUCCAUUCUUCAUCCUGA